CGCCAUGUUGCGGCCGUUGCUGCCCGGCGCUGGGUGAGGCCUGUGCGGGCCCCGGAGGAGCUGCCUGCGCUGAUGGACCCCUUUUCAAAUACAAUGUUAAUCAUGGACCUCCAGCUGAGAAACUGCUUGGCAAUGCUUUCAUCAUGGGCGACAUGAAAACCCCGGACUUCGAUGACCUUUUGGCUGCUUUUGACAUCCCAGACCCAACUAGCCUUGAUGCCAAGGAGACCAUACAGUCAACUGCUGAAGAGAAUGAAAAUCACUUAAAGCCAUCAGGAAUUUGUAUAGAUGAAAAUGUGUCCUUGUCCCACUCAGUGCCGGCGCCUGAUACCCCUGUUGUGAGUGUUAUUGUGAAGAACACAAGUCGUCAGGAGUCCUUUGAAGCAGAGAAGGAGGGGAAUCACCUUGGAGCUGGCCUGUUACACAAUGGGUUCCGUGGGUCUGAUCUGCCAUCAGAGGCGCAUAACUUAGUGCACAGUUAUGGGAAAUUUGAUUCUGCUUUUAUUAAUGGUGAUAGUUCGAAAAACUAUUCUGAAAAACUGGACCAAUCAAAGUCAGAACCUUUACCCACAUUCAGUCAGUUCAGCCCUAUCUCCAGCCCUGAACCGGAGGAUGCUUUCAAAGAGAACAAUAUUGAUGAUAAACCAAAACAUGCCCAAACUUCAUAUUUCCCACCAACUCCAAUGUAUAUUCCAACUGCGGCUUCAGUUCUAGAUUCACUUAGGAAAUUACCAGAGCCAGAAUUGAGUAUGUUUGAUCAAUAUUGUAAAAAAGAACAAAAGAUGGAGAUUCAUAGCCUGCAAGAAAAUAGGCUGGAAUUGAGCAGAAAAGAACAAGACAGAGUAGCAGAGAAAUUUGUAGAAUCCAGCAAAGAUCUAGUGGAUACCAACAACUUCCUUGGAGAAGGCUUGGCAUUUGGAAGCUUCCACAACAAUAACUUGAAGGAAAGCCGAGGGUCUAUGCCCGAGGUGAACUUUUCUUCAUCAAUCCCACCUCGCCAACGUCUAAAGCCAGCUCACUCAAAAUUGUCAUCUUGUGUUGCUGCAUUAGUAGCUCUUCAGGCCAAAAAAGUUGCAUGUAUUCCAAAAGAAGAUCAAACAAGUCUUAUAAAAGAACCUUCUGGCCAUUUUAAAGAUGGAAUGAAAGGAAGCCCCAAAAUGCCUAAGUCACCAAAGAGCCCAAGGAGCCCCCUAGAGGUGGUAAAAAAGGCCAACAAGCAGCCUGAGAGUCCUCGGAGUGUGUGCAGUGAUAGUAGUGGAAAAGGCUCUCCCUCCAUGGCAGCUGGCUCUCCGCCAGCUAUUCCCAAAGUUAGAAUAAAAACUAUUAAGAUGUCUUCUGGUGAAAUUAAAAGAACUGUAACUAGAAUCUUGCCAGAAGCUGAAGAGUUGGGCAAAUCCCCUGAGGAGUCAUGUGCAGAAGGUUCGGCCACGGAAGAGAUUACUAAGUCCUUCCCUCCACCUGAUACUAAUGCAGUCACAGAAAAUGAGGCAAGCAAGGGUUCCACCAAAAAUGCAGCUGCCACAGGUGUUCAAGUGUCAAAUGUUGUGAGCCCCUGUAUAGAUGAUGUGAAAACAGAGACUACUGACAACGGCACACCCAAUGUGUCUUCGUCUCCCCUGCCAAACUGUGGCAGUGAUGCCAUAAAAAUAGAUAAUGUGAGGCAGCAGCAGGGUACUGUGACACAGCCAUCUAACCCCACCACUUCCAGCCUCCUUCCCAAAGCCGUACAUCUAGCAAAUCUCAAUUUAGUUCCACACAGUGUUGCUGCUUCUGUCACAGCAAAAUCCUCUGUGCAAAGGCGAAGUCAGCCUCAGCUAACUCAAAUGUCAGUGCCACUGGUGCAUCAAGUAAAGAAAGCUGCUCCUGUAAUUGUGGAGGAAUUUAAUAAAGUACUAAACAGUAACAAUCUUGUGCCAGUGUAUUCUCCAAACCUCAGCCCACCACCUGACAGCAAUAUUCAGUUGCCUGCAUCUGGGUAUUGUUGCCUGGAAUGUGGAGAUUCAUUUGCCUUAGAAAAAAGCCUAACUCAACACUAUAGUAGACGAAGUGUCCACAUUGAAGUCAUGUGUACUCAGUGUUCAACUCUGCUGCUGUUCUUUAACAAGUGUAGUUUGCUUAAACAUGCAAGAGAGCACAAGAGCAAAGGAUUGGUUAUGCAGUGUUCUCAGCUGUUGAUGAAACCAAUUUCCUUAGAUGAAAUGUUUUCACCACCUCCUACAAACUCGUCAGUGUCUUUGGCCCCUCAGACUUUGCAUUUCCCUUCUCCUUCAUGUAAACCCAGUGCUACGUCAGGGAGUGGGACAGGAACCUCUAUCAACACUCACCCAGCCAUGCCUCUGUAUGCAGACCCAUUGAGACUAAUCCGUCAUGGACUGAAGUGUCUUGAAUGUAACAAGCAGGCACAGGAUUACGUUGCUCUAGCAGCACACUUCCAGAGAACUUCAGAAGAUAAUGAAGGACUGACUUGUCAAGUGUGCCAGAUCAUGCUUCCUAACCAGUGCUGCUACUGUGCUCAUCAAAGAAUCCAUACUCACAAGUCCCCUUACUGCUGCCCAGAGUGCGGGAUACUGUGCCGAUCAGCCCAUUUCCAAACCCAUGUGAAGGAGAAUUGCCUGCAUUACUCUCGCAAAGUUGGAUACAGGUGUAUCCACUGUGGAGUUGUCUUUAUGUCGCUAGCAAUGCUGAAAGCGCACAUUCACGAGAAACACUGCGAAGUCUUCCACAAAUGUUCUUUUUGUCCAAUGGCCUUCAAAUCUGCAGACAGUACCACUGCCCAUAUUACUCGCCAGCACCCAGAAGAGCCUCACAAGACUACUCAGGUUAUCUACAAAUGUUCUUGUGAGACUGUCUUUAACAAGAAGAAGCUGCUCCAGGAGCACUUCCAACAGAAUGCCAACAAGCUGUUGGUGGGAGUAUUUAAGUGUCCGCAGUGUCAAUUAGUGUAUAUGCAGAAACAGCAAUUAAUGCAGCAUGUCAAGGCUGUUCAUGGGGUCCCCCCAUAUCCUGAGGAUGUCUCUAACCUUCGACCGAAGCCUCAGACAACAUCCAGCAGUCAAGUUCUUACACCACCAAAGGAGUUGUCAGUAGCCAAUGGUACUUCCCAUACCGCUUUGCCAAGGAAGGACACAAGAGUGGAACACAACUCAGAAUCAAAACCCAUCUUAAAAAGUGUUGGUUGGACUUGUAGGGAGUGUUCACAAUGGAACCCUGAUCGGGAAAACUAUGUGUCUCAUAUGAAGAAAAUCCAUGGAAAGUCUGUGAAGAGAUAUCCCUGUCGGCAGUGUGAGCAUUCGUUCAACGACUUCAGCAGUCUGGGCAGACACAUUCGCAAUAAUCAUGACACAGCAAAGAAAGUUUAUACAUGCUGGUUCUGCACAGACGAAAAUCAAACAUUUUCUCAGCCUUCCAUGCUGGAGAAUCACAUCAGCCUCAUGCAUGGAAUCAAAAACCCGGACCUGUCCGAGAUGUCCAAAGCAAAAGCUCCGGAGAGUGACUCAACAAAAGCAAAAUCUCCAAAAAGAGUGUCUGCAGAUGCUCCGGGACGGAUGGCAACCACUGAUGCUCCACCAGCCAAAAAACUGAAGACACAUUGGAAAUGUGCUAAAUGUGGAUUUGCAACAGAUAUCAGUACUGAAUUUCAGGAACACAUACCUCAGCACAAGGCAGACAACUCCACUUCUCAAUGCUUGCUCUGUGGCUUGUGUUAUACAUCUCACAUCUCUCUGAACAGACACCUCUUUAUUGUUCAUAAAGUAAAAGAUCCAGUAGAGGAAGAAGAGGAAGAGGAAAGGGAAAAGUUACAAACAGACACAAAUGAGAAUGGACAUGAAGAGUAUAACAGAGACACGAACACUACAGUGGAGGAAGAAAAUAGUUUGAAAUGCAAAAUGUGCAAGUGUGACUCAGUGCUUUGUGCACACAGUCAAAGAUGUGGCCUGGAGGAUUCCAGUAGCAGCUCUCAGAACAAUCAUUCAAAUGCUACUAAGAUUUAAGAAAAGAACAUUUUUUACUCAAAAUACUGGGUGGGAGUGGGGCAGAUCUUUGAAAUAUCCUGUUUAUUUCUUGAGCUGGACUGUGCUUUCCAUUAACUUUUAAUUUGUAAGGGAAAUAAAAACUGCUUCCACCUCCAUAGCACUGAAUCUCUGCCAGAUCAGAAGUGAAAAGAGAAAGCAAGACAAGAUACCCCACUGGAACUUGUCUAACUCCUAAGGAUGCAGGAGCACUUUCUGAAGCUGCAAUUUUCUUUCUGAAAAUGAGCUCUCUUCUUUUGAGUGUGUACUGCCUCUGCCUGGAGCCCCAACCUCACCUCCUUUCUUUUAGUUUUCUUCUGGUAUUUAUGGCUUAAAUUCAUCUUCUAACUUUCCACUUUAUUACUCAAAUCCAUAAGACUUUGGGUCAACCAGAUACACUUGUCAGGAGAGUACGAACCUAUGUUAAAUCCUUUUCCAUCAUGCAGCAGGUGCAAACGAUGGCUUUUGUGUAGGCUACACAGUGCUGUUUCAUUGCCCUAGAACAGGGGCGGGCAAACUUUUUGACCCGAGGGCCACAUCUGAGUAUAGAAAUUGUAUGAUGAGUCAUGAAUGCUCACAAAAUUGGGGUUGGGAUGCAGGAGGGCUCCAGCUGGGGUUGUGGGCUCUGGGGUGGGGCUUAGGGAUGAGGGGUUGGGGGUGCGUGAUGGUGCUCUGGGCUGGGACCAAGGGGUUUGGAGGGCGGGAGGGGGAUCAGGGCUGGGGCAGAGGUUUGGGGCAGGGGAGGGGGAUCUGGGGGCAGGCUCCAGGUGGCGCUUACCUCAAGUAGCUCCGAGAAGCAGUGGCAUGUCCCCCCUCUGGCUCCUAUGUGGAGGUGCAGCCAGGCAAUGCUGCAUGCUGCCCUGUCCACAGGCGUCGCCCCCGCAGCUCCUAUUGGCUGCGGUUCCUGGCCAGUGGGAGCUGCGGGGGACGGCACUUGAUGUGGGGGCAGCAUGCGGAGCCCCCGGCUGGCCCUAUGCAUAGGAGCCAAAGGCAGGAUGUGGCGCUGCUUCUGGGAGCCAUGCGGAGUGGAGCAAGACCCCAACCGUGCUCCCCAGCUGGAAUGCUGGAGUGGGGCAAGCCCCAGACCCCACUUCCCAGUGGGGGCUCAAGAGCUGGAUUAAAACGUCUGGAGGGCUGGAUGUCGCCCCCGGGCUGUAGUUUGCCCACCUUUGCCUUAGAAGUAUGCUAGAUUCAUCUCCUAGUUUUUCCAUGAAUGUUAUUGAAUCAAGUUGUGUUAUAAAUUUAAAUCACCAUAGAAGAGAUUUUUUGCAACCUCAGUCAUUUUUUAAAUUGUUUAUAUAAAUAUUGCUAAAUCAUUUAUAUUUUUAAGUGAUUUACAAAGCACAGGAUCUCACACAGCAGCAAAGGCCUCUACACUGGGGAGUUGCCACAGUUAAAGCUUUUGGUGGCCAGAUACUAAUGUAGCUGCACUGCUGCAAACCCUGCUGAAGACAGAGCCAAUAUAAGAUUCAAUUAGCAGCUGUGCAGUUUGUCCCAGUUUCAGACAAGAAUACUCUGCACCGGCGCAUAUUGCAGCACAUAAUAUCUUUGCUUGUCUGCACUAGGGAGGAUGCACCCGUACUCCAGGGACAGCUGAAAUCCCCAAGAUAGACAAAUAUAACCUGCCUGUGGCUAUAUCAGCUGGAGUGGUAUAGUCUAUGUACUUUCAAUCACAGAAAUGAAAAACUCUGCAAGAGAAAUGUACGUAAUCUGCUGUAGUUUGUUAGCUCGCUGUUUGGGAGAAAAAGAUACUGAAGCAGAUAACUGUGAUUACAGUAAGAAAAGUCGGUCUGUUAACACCAGUGUAUGUAUCCUGUGCAGAAUCACAAAAUCAGUCUGAGCACUACUAACAGCAGCUUGAGUAGCAUGGAAUGCUCCGUAAGAGUGAUCAGGCAAGGGAGAGAGUAGCAUCCAUAAAGGUGUUUGAACUGAGAGCGCACCAUACUGUAAUGCUUCCAAUACUCUAGCUCCUUUGAUAGCAGAUCUCCCAUCUUUACUCAAUUUUAUAAAUUACUUUGGAGACUUUUUAUUUCCAUAUAGUCAUAUUGACUCUUCACUGUCCAUGCUGUUUCUUCAUUUGUUCUCUUCACAUGCUUUGUGUAAUAUAAUUGCUUCAGUACAGUUUUUAUGUUGAGACAAAAUCCUGCUCUUUAUUGUUCACUAUGACGUUUAAAUAAUUUAAAAGCUAUUUAUCUUGUUGGAUUUGAAUUGCUUACUUUCUUGUCUUGAUGUGUUUUGAUACAAACAGUUUGGAACUCUUUGUAUUUUUUGAUACUGUGUACAUUAGCCUAGGGAAUGUUUUACAAGGUAGCCUAUGUAGAGUAACAAUAGCAGGGGUCACUCCCAAGCCAUCACAUAUCUAUUUAAUCUGCAGUGGCAUUUGUGCCUUGCUAUAAUGUUUACUUCAAACUAUUUCAAAUAAAAGCAUCCAACAAUG
Messenger RNA from Gopherus flavomarginatus (Mexican gopher tortoise), 6447 nucleotides. It is a transcript of the gene ZNF592, whose product is annotated as zinc finger protein 592. Lineage: Eukaryota; Metazoa; Chordata; Testudines; Testudinidae. The transcript has 10 exons. The coding region runs from base 144 to 3992 and encodes 1282 amino acids. The record is from RefSeq and is a predicted model, not a curated record.